UUACAGGCUCACUCUCUCUCUCUCUCUCUCUCUCAAACGCACACAAACACUCGUUAUUUCUUCACGCUUCACAGUGUCACCCUCAGCCACGCCACGAAAAAAAAUGGACCUCCAAACAGCCACCAAUAAUGGCGUAAACGUAAGCACAGAACCCUCAAACUCCAACAAUGGCGAAACCCUCUUCGAAGACUUGGACAGCACAUGCUCCACCCCAUACGUCAGUGCCCCUUCCAGUCCCGGCCGUGGACCCCUACCCGGUUUUUUCUACAGUGCUCCGGCCAGCCCAAUGCACUUCGCCAUAACCGCUUCCGCAUCCUACGAAACCUCCCACUCUUCGGCCCCAAUCGGUUACGAGUUCGAAUUCUCCGCUCGGUUCGGUUCCUCCGGUUCGGGCGGUUCGGGUUCAAUGAGCUCGGCGGACGAGUUGUUCUUAAAUGGUCAGAUCCGGCCCAUGAAGCUCUCGAGCCACCUUGAACGGCCACAGGUUCUGGCUCCAUUGCUGGAUCUGGAAGAAGAAGAAGAAGACGAAGAAGCAGAGGUUGUUAAUGUGGUUCGAGGCAGAGAUCUGAGGCUGAGGGACAAGUCCGUUCGCAGAAGAACCAGAUCCAUGUCUCCUCUUAGGAGCAACACGCCUUUGGAGUGGGCGGAGAACGAGGAUCAUGUUCACGAGGAUCGUAACGUGAGUUUGGGGAAUCAAAUGAACAAUAAUAAUGGUAGUGGUUCCUCGGAAGUGGAGAACCGACGAGAGAAGGUGGAUGGUCUGGGUUUGGGUUUGGAGACGGUUCCUUCAGUUUCGGGUUCCGCUUCGUCUUCUCGUUCUUCUUCUGCUGGAAGAAGCUCGAAGCGGUGGGUUUUCUUAAAGGAUUUUCUCCGAAGCAAAAGCGAAGGUAGAAGUAACAACAAGUUCUGGUCCACCAUUUCGUUUUCCCCUACCAAGGACAAGAAAGCCACUGCUACAGCUAACAAUCAAAAUCUUCACAAAAACGGGCCUUCUUCCGAAACGCAGAAGCCCAAGGGAAGUUCUCAGGCUUGGGCCAGGAAAAUGACCAGCAAGCCCACCAACGGUGUUGGGAAGAGGCGCGUGCCACCCUCGCCGCACGAGUUGCACUAUAAAGCCAACAGGGCCCAAGCUGAGGAGUUGAGGAAAAAGACCUUCUUGCCUUACAGGCAGGGUUUGCUUGGGUGCUUAGGGUUUAGUUCUAAGGGUUAUGGGGCUAUGAAUGGCUUUGCUAGAGCCCUAAACCCUGUUUCCUCCAGGUAAAUUUCCUCUUUGGAAUUUUCCUUAAAUUGUACAGAUCAUUAUUAUCACUACUGCCACUUUUAUUAUUAUUAUUUCUUCAUUUUGAUUAGUUUUAGCUUUGAGAUCCAUCCGCCCCAUGUGUCCAUUGUUCAGAGUAAGAUGUGAGGGCUGUUCUUGUGCCUUCCC
This is a messenger RNA of Abrus precatorius (Indian licorice), 1426 nucleotides long. RefSeq lists its product as uncharacterized. The transcript has a single exon. The coding region runs from base 104 to 1261 and encodes 385 amino acids. NCBI's taxonomy places the organism in Eukaryota, Viridiplantae, Streptophyta, Magnoliopsida, Fabales, Fabaceae. The record is from RefSeq and is a predicted model, not a curated record.